CACCCCGCCCCAUUCUCCCGCUUUCCAUCACCCCGCCCCAUUCUCCAGCUUUCCAGCACCCCGCCCCAUUCUCCCGCUUUCCAUCACCCCGCCCGAUUCUCCCGCUUUUCAUCACCCCGCCCCAUUCUCCCGCUUUCCAUCACCCGCCCAUUCUCCCGCUUUCCAUCACCCCGCCCCAUUCUCCCUCUUUCCAGCACCCCGCCCCAUUCUCCUGCUUUCCAUCACCCCGCCCCAUUCUCCCGCUUUCCAGCACCUCGCCCCAUUCUCCCGCUUUCCAUCACCCCGCCCCAUUCUCCCGCUUUCCAGCACCCCGCCCCAUUCUCCCGCUUUCCAUCACCCCGCCCCAUUCUCCCGCUUUCCAUCACCCCGCCCCACUCUCCCGCUUUCCAUCACCCCGCCCCAUUCUCCCGCUUUCUAUCACCCCGCCCCAUUCUCCCUCUUUCCAUCACCCCGCCCCAUUCGCCUGCUUUCCAUCACCCGCCCCAUUCUCCCGCUUUCCAUCACCUCGCCCCAUUCUCCCACUUUCCAUCACCCCACCCCAUUCUCCCUCUUUCCAUCACCCCGCCCCAUUCUCCCUCUUUCCAUCACCCUGCCCCAUUCUCCCUCUUUCCAUAACCCCGCCCCAUUCUCCCGCUUUCCAUCACCCCGCUCCAUUCUCCCGCUUUCCAUCACCCCGCCCCAUUCUCCCGCUUUCCAUCACCCCGCCCCAUUCUCCCGCUUUCAAGCACCCCGCCCCAUUCUCCCGCUUUCCAUCACCCCGCCCAAUUCUCCCGCUUUCCAGCACCCCGCCCCAUUCUCCCGCUUUCCAUCACCCCGUCCCAUUCUCCCGCUUCCAGCACCCCGCCCCAUUCUCCCGCUUUCCAUCACCCCGCCCGAUUCUCACGCUUUCCAUCACCCCGCCCCACUCUCCCGCUUUCCAUCACCCCGCCCCAUUCUCCCGCUUUCCAUCACCCCGCCCCAUUCUCCCUCUUUCCAUCACCCCGCCCCAUUCGCCUGCUUUCCAUCACCCGCCCCAUUCUCCCGCUUUCCAUCACCCCGCCCCAUUCUCCCUCUUUCCAUCACCCCGCCCCAUUCUCACGCUUUCUAUCAACCCGCCCGAUUCUCACGCUUUCCAUCACCCCGCCCCACUCUCCCGCUUUCCAUCACCCCGCCCCAUUCUCCCGCUUUCCAUCACCCCGCCUCAUUCUCCCUCUUUCCAUCACCCCGCCCCAUUCGCCUGCUUUCCAUCACCCGCCCCAUUCUCCCGCUUUCCAUCACCCCGCCCCAUUCUCCCUCUUUCCAUCACCCCGCCCCAUUCUCACGCUUUCUAUCAACCCGCCCGAUUCUCACGCUUUCCAUCACCCCGCCCCACUCUCCCGCUUUCCAUCACCCCGCCCCAUUCUCCCGCUUUCCAUCACCCCACCCCAUUCUCCCUCUUUCCAUCACCCCGCCCCAUUCGCCUGCUUUCCAUCACCCGCCCCAUUCUCCCGCUUUCCAUCACCCCGACCCAUUCUCCCGCUUUCCAUCACCCCGCCCCACUCUCCCGCUUUCCAUCACCCCGCCCCAUUCUCCCGCUUUCCAUCACCCCGCCCCAUUCUCCCUCUUUCCAUCACCCCGCCCCAUUCGCCUGCUUUCCAUCACCCGCCCCAUUCUCCCGCUUUCCAUCACCCCGCCCCAUUCUCCCUCUUUCCAUCACCCCGCCCCAUUCGCCUGCUUUACAUCACCCCGCCCGAUUCUCCCGCUUUCCAUCACCCCGCCCCACUCUCCCGCUUUCCAUCACCCCGCCCCAUUCUCCCGCUUUCCAUCACCCCGCCCCAUUCUCCCUCUUUCCAUCACCCCGCCCCAUUCGCCUGCUUUCCAUCACCCGCCGCAGGGCGAGGGCUCCACGGCUGCUGCAGGGACUGCUGCUCCAGAGGCCAGGGGCGGCUGCUGCAGGGGCGGCUGCUCCAGGGGCCAGGGGCAGCUGCUGCGGCGGCGGCUGCUCCAGGGGCCAGGGUGCCGCGGCGGGCAGGGGCGGCUGCGGCUGACACGGCAGCGGCGGCGGCGGCUGCUGGUGUCGGCGGCGGCGGCGGCUGCUGCUGUCGGCGGCGGCGCACCCCGCCCCAUUCUCCCGCUUUCCAUCACCCCGCCCCAUUCUCCCUCUUUCCAUCACCCCGCCCCAUUCGCCUGCUUUCCAUCACCCGCCCCAUUCUCCCGCUUUCCAUCACCCGCCCCAUUCUCCCGCUUUCCAUCACCCCGCCCCAUUCUCCCGCUUUCCAUCACCCCGCCCCAUUCUCCCGCUUUCCAUCACCCGCCCCAUUCUCCCGCUUUCCAUCACCCCGCCCCACUCUCCCGCUUUCCAGAACCCCGCCCUAUUCUCGUGCUUUCCAUCACCCCGCCCCAUUCUCCCGCUUUCCAGCACCCCGCCCCAUUCUCCCGCUUUCCAUCACCCCGCCCCACUCUCCCGCUUUCCAUCACCCCGCCCCAUUCUCCCGCUUUCUAUCACCCCGCCCCAUUCUCCCUCUUUCCAUCACCCCGCCCCAUUCGCCUGCUUUCCAUCACCCGCCCCAUUCUCCCGCUUUCCAUCACCCCGCCCCAUUCUCCAUCUUUCCAUCACCCCGCCCCAUUCUCCCUCUUUCGAUCACCCCGCCCCAUUCUCCCUCUUUCCAUCACCCCGCCCCACUCUCCCGCUUACCAGCACCCCGCCCUAUUCUCGUGCUUUCCAUCACCCCGCCCCAUUCUCCCGCUUUCUAGCACCCCGCCCCAUUCUCCCGCUUUCCAUCACCCCGCCCGAUUCUCCCGCUUUCCAUCACCCCACCCCACUCUCCCGCUUUCCAUCACCCCGCCCCAUUCUCCCGCUUUCUAUCACCCCGCCCCAUUCUCCCGCUUUCCAUCACCCCGCCCCAUUCGCCUGCUUUCCAUCACCCGCCCCAUUCUCCCGCUUUCCAUCACCCCGCCCCAUUCACCAUCUUUCCAUCACCUCGCCCCAUUCUCCCUCUUUCCAUCACCCCGCCCCAUUCUCCCGCUUUCCAUCACCCCACCCCAUUCUUCCUCUUUCCAUCACCCCGCCCCAUUCUCCCUCUUUCCAUCACCUUGCCCGAUUCUCCCUCUUUCCAUAACCCCGCCCCAUUCUCCCGCUUUCCAUCACCCCGCCCCAUUCUCCCGAUUUCCAUCACCCCGCCCCAUUCUCCCGCUUUCCAUCACCCCGCCCCAUUCUCCCUCUUUCCAUCACCCCUCCCCAUUCUCCCUCUUUCCAUCACCCCGCCCCAUUCUCCCGCUUUCCAUCACCCCGCCCCAUUCCCCCUCUUUCCAUCACCCCGCCCCACUCUUCCUCUUUCCAUCACCCUGCCCCAUUCUACCUCUUUCCAUCACCCUGCCCCAUUCUCCCUCUUUCCAUCACCCCGCCCCAUUCUCCCGCUUUCCAUCACCCACCCCAUUCUCACGCUUUCCAUCACCCCGCCCCAUUCUCCCUCUUUCCAGCACCCCGCCCCAUUCUCCUGCUUUCCAUCACCCCGCCCCAUUCACCCGCUUUCCAGCACCCCGCCCCAUUCUCUCGCUUUCCAUCACCCCGCCCGAUUCUCACGCUUUCCAUCACCCCGCCCCACUCUCCCGCUUUCCAUCACCCCGCCCCAUUCUCCCACUUUCCAUCACCCCGCCCCAUUCUCCCUUUUUCCAUCACCCCGCCCCAUUCGCCUGCUUUCCAUCACCCGACCCAUUCUCCCGCUUUCCAUCACCCCGCACCAUUCUCCCGCUUUCCAUCACCCCGCCCCAUUCUCCCUCUUUCCAUCACCCCGCCCCAUUCGCCUGCUUUCCAUCACCCGCCCCAUUCUCCCGCUUUCCAUCACCCCGCCCCAUUCUCCCGCUUUCCAUCACCCCGCCCCAUUCUCCCGCUUUCCAUCACCCCGCCCCAUUCUCCCGCUUUCAAGCACCCCGCCCCAUUCUCCCGCUUUCCAUCACCCCGCCCAAUUCUCCCGCUUUCCAGCACCCCGCCCCAUUCUCCCGCUUUCCAUCACCCCGCCCCAUUCUCCCGCUUCCAGCACCUCGCCCCAUUCUCCCGCUUUCCAUCACCCCGCCCGAUUCUCCCGCUUUCCAUCACCCCGCCCCAUUCUCCCGCUUUCCAUCACCCGCCCCAUUCUCACGCUUUCCAUCACCCCGCCCCAUUCUCCCUCUUUCUAGCACCCCGCCCCAUUCUCCUGCUUUCCAUCACCCCGCCCCAUUCUCCCGCUUUCCAGCACCCCGCCCCAUUCUCCCGCAUUCCAUCACCCCGCCCGAUUCUCACGCUUUCCAUCACCCCGCCCCACUCUCCCGCUUUCCAUAA
Closterium sp. Naga37s-1 is the source of this 4276-nucleotide messenger RNA. The record is from the annotation of a GenBank genome assembly. Lineage: Eukaryota; Viridiplantae; Streptophyta; Zygnematophyceae; Desmidiales; Closteriaceae.